Messenger RNA from Castor canadensis (American beaver), 270 nucleotides. RefSeq names its product islet amyloid polypeptide (gene Iapp). Gene Ontology annotation, molecular function: hormone activity. Lineage: Eukaryota; Metazoa; Chordata; Mammalia; Rodentia; Castoridae. Gene Ontology annotation, cellular component: extracellular region. The record is from RefSeq and is a predicted model, not a curated record.
AUGUACAUCCCAAAGGUGCAGAUCCUUCUGCUCAUGCUCUCUGUUGCACUGAACCAUCUGAAAGCUACGCCGGUUGAAAGUAAUCAGAUGGACAAAAGGAAAUGCAACACUGCCACGUGUGCGACACAUCGCCUGGCAAACUUCCUCGUUCAUUCCAGCAACAACCUUGGUGCUGUUCUCCCACUUACCAACGUGGGAUCCAACACAUAUGGCAAGAGGAGCGUGACUGAGAUUUUAAACAGGGAACCACUGCAUUACUUCCCCUUUUAG